UUUGUGGCUCAGUUUGUAUCUCGUGGCCCUCGGGGCCAUCCCAAAGAUAAGCCGCUGCUAACCAGCGGCCACGUUCCAGUUUCACGUACAACAAAAGCCGAGAAAGCAGACAAGUCAAAAAAGAACCUGUGCUUCGUAUCACCAGAGGAGGAAGAAGAGAGCAGGGGAAGAGGAGGCAGAAAUGGCUGCAAUAUCAGCAGCAAUCUCCGGCUGCUGCUCUUCGUCCUGUCUGUCCCAGUCCCAGCGGGGCCUACCGUCCCCCGCAAGGAGAAGGCACUUCAAGGUCACGGCCAUGGCUCCCAAGAACAAGGUGAACAAGUACGACGAUGGGUGGUCCAAGCAGUGGUUCGGCGCGGGGAUCUUCGCGGAGGGGAGCGAGGAGGCGUCGGUGGACGUGUUCAAGAAGCUUGAGAAGCGCAAGGUACUGAGCAGCGUGGAGAAGGCGGGGCUGCUGUCCAAGGCGGAGGAGCUCGGCGUUACGCUCUCCUCGCUGGAGAAGCUCGGACUGCUCUCCAAGGCCGAGGACCUGGGACUCCUCAGCCUCGUCGAGAGCGCGGCCACGGUGUCCCCGGCCGUGCUCGCGUCACUGUCGCUGCCGCUGGUCGUCGCCUCCAUCGCCACGGUCGUCUUCGUGCCGGACGACUCCACACUGCUCGUGACGGUCCAGACGGUCGUCGCUACGUUGUUCGCGGCCGUCGCUGCCGGGCUGUUCGUCGGCUCCGUCGUGCUCGACGGACUGCAGGACGAUUAGCGCCUUCACUCCGUUAAUGUUUGUUUUGUAGUAGGAUAGACCACCAGUCGACCACUGCUACUACGAAUAAUAGUGAGUUAUAUUCGUUCAA
Molecule: messenger RNA, 842 nt
Organism: Triticum aestivum (bread wheat)
Lineage: Eukaryota; Viridiplantae; Streptophyta; Magnoliopsida; Poales; Poaceae
Exons: 2
Coding region: 182-751 (189 amino acids)
Source: RefSeq, a predicted model, not a curated record